AUUAUAGACUGUGUUAUUACUGUAAAGCGUCGCCCAUCCAAUGACAGUCAUUAUUAUGGAAUAUCUUCACCUCUCCAAAUAUACAAUUUAGUUCGAUUAUCGGAACUGACUGUUUGUAUACAACACAGUGACUAGUGAGAACAUGGGCCGACGAAAAAGCAAGAGGAAACCUCCGCCGAAGAGAAAGGCGAUCGAACCUUUGGAUCUGCAAUUUAAUUGCCCUUUCUGUAAUCAUGAAAAGUCAUGCGACGUUAAAAUGGACAAAGGAAGAAAUACGGCGCGAAUAACGUGUCGUGUUUGCCUCGAGGAUUUUCAGACAUCGAUAAAUUGCUUAUCAGAACCCAUAGACGUUUAUAACGACUGGAUUGAUGCAUGUGAAACUGCAAACUGAGAAAAUGACUAAUUUUAUGUGAUAAUCAGUUUUAUAAAAAGUUCGUAUUUUAUGUUAUCUGGCAAGAAUGAUUGAGAUUAAGCAGUCACGCGUAUUGUUAGUUUAGUACAGAGACCAGUUUGUUAAAGAGGACGAUAGUUCUAAAAACAAAAAGAUGUGAAAGUGUGCGCUGUACAAUAUUUGUGCUUGUAUUUUUCAUUUUUGCCUACUUGUUACUGUUUAGUGAAGGAAGCUCUGUAAUGUUAGUCGCAUAUCCUAUUAUAAUGUGUAAUAAUGUUACUGUUUCCCCUGGAUUUUCCGUUGGUUUUUUUUUUUUUUCCACGAAACAAAAAUAAUUUAGUAGAAUUGUAAACGGCAACAAGACUUAAAUAACCAGAAUGGGCAUAAGUCUGUGUCAAGGACAAGUCUUUGGUCAGAGCAUAUCUUCAAAACCAGUACCUGGCGUAAAUCUUUAUUAGUUACUUGUUGAUUUUGCUCACUGAGCAUGAAUUUUUUUUUGUAGGAUGUUAAGAAAAAAACAAGUAAUUUAUAGUUAAGAAUGUGCAACGCACACACCAAACAUUUUAUCUGUCGUUAACAGUCUAAAGAUUUGUGCAUAGAAGUAUAAUUUGUUUUCUUAUGUCACCAAUCAUUCCAUUAAUGCUAUUACUUUACAUCUCUUUGAUAUGUACUGUUGUUAGCAUGUUAAGAAAAUCUGUGGCUGAAAAUGCCACAUUUGUUUCAUCAUAUCACAUUCUUCAAAAUUUGGAAAAGAUAUCUAACACAAAAUGCCACAUUUCUUUUACUGUUUCACAUAGCCCUUUCGAAAGUAUUGAUUUAAGUAGUGUAUUAUUGAUUGUGCAAUAAACAAAGCAAGUAACAGACAGAAAAAUCUCAGAAUGCUUCCUUACAUCAAAAUAUGAUCAUCAUACCUUUCUGUUUCAAAAUAGUCUCUCAAACCUGUUACACUGCGUGCAUUCAAUUUAUUGUAGCAGUGCAACUGCAUUAUUGUUGAAAUAUUUCAAUAACUUCCAAGAACCUUUCAGCAGAACAUAAUUUUUCAAGGUACAAAGAGUCAGUCAAAUUAGGAAUCAUCUGUGGCGAAUAUGAGUGCUCUUUUAGACAUUUCAGGUAGUUCUCUUAUUUGCUUCAUAGUUGGCCAAUUAACAUCCAUUAUUUUGUUCUCUCGUUUACCCAGUUUAGAUCUAAAGAUUCCCAAGAUGACUUAUUUUUUGAUAUUAAGGAAAGUUCUCAGUGCAUCAUAGGUCUGCUGCCAAUCACAAGGACUAAAAAAAAAAUUGUGGCCCAAAUUGAUUUCAUUUGGUAAUGAAUAUAACUUGUUUUGUUCUCAUGUCAUUACCCUGGUAAAAUACAAACAUAAAUAAAAUUUAUUUGUAAAUGA
Schistocerca nitens (vagrant locust) is the source of this 1772-nucleotide messenger RNA. RefSeq names its product transcription elongation factor 1 homolog. NCBI's taxonomy places the organism in Eukaryota, Metazoa, Arthropoda, Insecta, Orthoptera, Acrididae. The transcript is spliced from 3 exons. The coding region runs from base 143 to 391 and encodes 82 amino acids. Gene Ontology annotation, biological process: transcription elongation by RNA polymerase II. The record is from RefSeq and is a predicted model, not a curated record. Gene Ontology annotation, molecular function: RNA polymerase II complex binding. Gene Ontology annotation, cellular component: transcription elongation factor complex.